AUUAUGACAUGGCGGUUAAAGGGUUAAUGUUAAAUUGACAGUUCGUUUAGUUCGUUAUAUCUUUGCCAACAUAACUGGUAAUACUGUUUUAUGUAGUGAAAAUGGCGACUUUGCUACCUCGUUCUUUUAGCCUUGCUGAAAUUAUCUUUUUGAAAAAUGGAACGAAGCUUUUGGGAGCAUCUGCAUCAAAUAACCUGCCAACUAAACAGCAGGUCAGGCACCUAAAUGUUCACGAAUAUGUGAGCUACACAUUACUGAGGGACCACGGCAUUCCUGUUCCGAGGUUUAACAUCGCCAAGACUCAGGACGAGGCAGUUAAGUUCGCUAAAGAACUUAAUACCAAAGACAUUGUAUUAAAAGCACAGGUACUAGCUGGGGGUAGAGGAAAGGGUGCAUUUAAAAAUGGCUUGAAAGGUGGUGUUCGAAUGGUUGACAAACCCGAGGUUGCUGGAGAGUUAGUGGGGAAAAUGCUUAAACAGUAUUUGGUAACAAAACAGACAGGCGCUGCUGGAAGAAUCUGUAACAUGGUGAUGGUGACUGAGAGAAAGUUCCCUCGACGAGAAUUCUAUGUUGCAAUUAUGAUGGAGCGCAGUUUUAACGGCCCCGUCAUCAUAGCAUCGUCACAAGGUGGUGUAAACAUUGAAGAUGUUGCAGCGGAGAACCCGGACGCCAUCACGUAUGAACCGAUCGACAUCGUCAGCGGCAUCACCGAGGAUCAAAUAGCGCGUGUUAUUGAAAAGAUUGGUCUGCAAGAUCACGCCAGUGAAGCCACCGAUAUGAUUAAGAAAAUGUAUGAUUUAUUCUUAAAGAAAGACGCUUUGCUUAUCGAAAUUAAUCCUUACGCAGAAGACGCAGUUACCGGGCAAUUCUAUUGCUUAGACGCAAAAUUCCGUUUCGACGACAAUGCACAGUUUAGACAAAAGGAGCUGUUUCAACUGAGAGAUACUACACAAGAAGACCCAAAGGAAAUAGAAGCUGCCAAGUUUGAACUCAACUACAUUGCUCUCGAUGGUAACAUCGGGUGCAUGGUGAACGGCGCGGGACUGGCCAUGGCCACCAUGGACAUCAUCAAGCUGUACGGCGGCGACCCCGCCAACUUCCUAGACGUGGGCGGCGGCGCCACCGCGCAGGCUGUCGCGGAAGCCUUCAAGAUUAUUCUAUCGGAUCCGAAGGUGACGGCUAUCUUGGUGAACAUAUUCGGAGGCAUCAUGCGCUGUGAUGUCAUCGCGGAGGGAAUCAUUAACGCAGCGAAAAACCUAAAUAUCCAAAUUCCCGUUAUUGUUCGUCUUCAGGGUACGAAAGUGAACGAAGCCCGCAAGCUGAUCGCGGACUCCGGGCUCCGCAUCGUGCCCCGCGACGACCUCGAUGAGGCCGCCAAACUCGUCGUACAGCUAUCCGAGAUCGUGGCUCUGGCCAAGAACGCAGGAGUCGAGGUCAAGUUCGACAUCCCCAAGUACAUGCUUGAGAAGUAAAGCUCUUCUAGGGAGCCGGAUAUUGGUGCACAGAUUAUAUAUAGCUUAUUUAUCUCAUGUUAAGAAAAAUAAAACGAUUCCUCGAUUAUUACAUUUUUUUGUUACUUGAAUCGGUAAUAUUGUUUUAACAAUUAUUCUCCAACUGUUUGAAUGUCAAUUCCCGAGGGUCUAAAUAAAAAUAAAAUCCCAUGUUGUAAAUAAGAUCACCAAUAACAUAAAUAUGAAAAUCGCAUCAAUUGCGUGUGUGUUUUUGUGACAUCAUACAAAAAGACAGAAGUUAAAAAGGAAACGAUUCCUAGGAUAGAAAGAAACAUUAAUUGAAGAUAAUUUGAUAUGAGUUUCAGUAUUGUUUUAUAUGAAUUAGUUAAAUCAGUUAUAAAUAAAUUAAGUAUAAUAAUAAUAUAGGCUGUAUUAGUGUUGCUUUAUUAAAGUAGUUAAAAACUACUAAUAAACAACAUUUGGCUUAUUAAAAACAAAAAGAGAAUCUGUGCACCAAUUUCAGUUUUCUGAAGUAGAAUAUUUAAAUAGCUAACCUAUCUAUAUAAUAUAGCCUAUUAAUCUCAUUCUUUCAAUUAUUAUCUGCGAAUAAAACUUCUGUUUAUUCUUAAUUAGUCACGUGUUGUUAGUCUUGUAUUAAUUUUGAAUUACGUGAUCUGUGUUAUUUAUUCAUGUUAGAACAUGUAGAUAGUAGAAACAAAAUGUUUCAUUUAUUUUUUUUAAUUGAUAUAUUUAUUAUUAUUUAAUUAAUGGUAGUUUGAUCUUGAUCAUAUUAAGUUCCAUAAACAUGGUUAUGAAAAUAUUUACAUAUGAAAUUAAAUGCAUCAUGUUUGUUUCAAAUGUAAUUAAUUUUCUAAAAUGCCAAACAAUAUUAAUACCAUAAAAUAAUUAUUUUUGUAUAAAGCUUGCUCUUUUUACAAUUUAUUUAUUGAGUUUAUUAGACUAAGUAAAUCAAACAUUCAUUGUUGAGCUUAUUUUAAAAAAAUUAUAUUUGAUUCAAUUCAACCUCAUUUAUAUUUUUAAAAUUUAUUUAGCCUUCACGAAUAUAUAUAGUAUUGAUGUUACCUCCUAUUAUAAGCUAUAUUAAGCAUCGAUAAAAUUGACAUUUAAUUUACGAAUGUAGCUUUGCAUGUAAAAUACAUACUUAAAAGUGUAUCAGCGCAAUAAUUGUGUAUUAGUACAAUACGUACUACAUAAUAUGUUCCUUUGUAUAUAGUGAACUGCCAUCUUAGUUCAUGUGUGUAUUUGUCAAUGGGUAUUAAAAGUACAAUAAGUUGUUUUGAUUUAUCCAAGUGAUAUUAUUACAUGUUAACAGUGGUUAAACAGUAAAUAAAACUUUAAUUCAACUAUC
Melitaea cinxia (Glanville fritillary) is the source of this 2820-nucleotide messenger RNA. RefSeq names its product succinate--CoA ligase [ADP-forming] subunit beta, mitochondrial (gene ScsbetaA). The record is from RefSeq and is a predicted model, not a curated record. Gene Ontology annotation, biological process: tricarboxylic acid cycle; succinyl-CoA metabolic process. NCBI's taxonomy places the organism in Eukaryota, Metazoa, Arthropoda, Insecta, Lepidoptera, Nymphalidae. Bases 102 to 1472 code for a protein of 456 amino acids. Gene Ontology annotation, cellular component: succinate-CoA ligase complex; mitochondrion. The transcript is spliced from 10 exons. Gene Ontology annotation, molecular function: succinate-CoA ligase (ADP-forming) activity; metal ion binding; ATP binding.